Messenger RNA from Helobdella robusta, 579 nucleotides. RefSeq lists its product as hypothetical. Bases 1 to 579 code for a protein of 192 amino acids. The transcript is spliced from 2 exons. Lineage: Eukaryota; Metazoa; Annelida; Clitellata; Rhynchobdellida; Glossiphoniidae. The record is from RefSeq and is a predicted model, not a curated record.
AUGGCGCUGAUACUGCGUAUUGUUCCGACUCUGUUGCUGGUCCUACAGGCUCUGUGCAUUCUACCCAGAACAUUGAGCUACCCCGCCAGAGCUUACGAUCAAGAUGAUGAUGACCUCGAGAUGCAAAAAAAAUAUUUCCUCGAACCAUUCGGAGACUCCUUACUGGACAAGAGGUCCUCCUACCGAGGUUUGUACCCGAGCCAGCUGGACAAUGUAAGGUACCAGUCUGAACCCUAUGAAGUAGCCUACUCUGGCAAAUAUGGCCAUUUUGAUGGAAGCCGACAUCAAAAAAGAUACUUUCUCGAACCUUUCGGUGAUUCGCUGUUGGACAAGAGAAGCAACUACAGAAUGUAUGAGAAUGUGCCAUUGGUCAAACCAGCAAAAGUGGACAGUCGUAAGAAGCAUUUGGAUUUUUAUAUUAACGAUGAUGUUGUUCAGAAACGUUAUUUCUUGGAGCCGUUUGGCGAUUCCUUAUUGGACAAAAGAAGCAGCGGUCACAAAUUUGAAAGCUCGUCAUUGGCCUCCGAAAAUUUAAAAUCAACCAAUGGAAAGAAAGAAAAAUCGGUCAUCAACGAAUAA